Molecule: messenger RNA, 2889 nt
Organism: Klebsormidium nitens
Lineage: Eukaryota; Viridiplantae; Streptophyta; Klebsormidiophyceae; Klebsormidiales; Klebsormidiaceae
Source: the annotation of a GenBank genome assembly
AUGGGAAUCAUAGGAAGCCUGCGCAUUUUGCUGUUGUUAGCAGUGUGUGUAGGUGUGGUGCAGCUAGGGCGCCAGACAGGGGCCUUCUUGGCUGGCGAACAGGAGGGGACAGUCGAAACCGUCAUCCCCCAGCCGAUAGAUAUAGCUGAGCACAUGACGGCACCUCUGUCAACUUCCAGGAAAGAUAGUUCCCUAACCCGAAGCCUAAGGGUGCCAGAAGAUACUAGCAAAUUGAGUUCUACUUUGGGUCAAGUGGCCCAAACAGUCGGUUCUACGUUUGGGUGGCGGACCUCCCCUCACAGCUCACCAGUCACUCCCCGGAAGCUCAAUAUCCCCGCCGGCAGCGUCAGGCACUUCGACCGAGUGGCGGCUCUGCACAGGGCCGCCAGCGCUCGGGAUGACGUCACUCCGGGCGCUGCUGACGUCACCCUGGGCGACGUGGUGACCAAGCUGCUGAACCCGGGCGCACGUCUUGGAGACGAUUCUGCUGGGGCGAGCACAACCAGCGAGAAACCCCGGCGCUCUCUGGCUCAGACUCCCCCGGUUCCGGACGGGCUCGGACUGUCCGUUCGGGUGGUAUCCGUUUUGAACGUUCGAUCGGGACAGCUAGGCAGCGUGACAGUGGAGUUGGUAGACGAAAAUGGGAUAGUGGUUCAGCAGGCAGAGGGAUUGGAACUAGACUGGGGGGGCUCCUUUCUUCUGGGGCCAACGGGUGGGAAAGUCGUCCUAGGGCGGGGCCUGGAGAUUAGGGCGCUGCAGAAAGGAGUCGCGGUGGUCACAUCAGUCUUGCAGGAGGUGGGAGACUACACCCUGCAACUGGUGCUCAAUAACCAGGCAGCGGCUUCUAUCCCAGUUACAGUUUUCCCCAAACCGGUACAAAGCAACAGCAUCAAAACCGCAGCUUCUGUCGCCGCUCAAAGCAGCCAAACAAGCACCCGAGACACGGUGACCGCGCCAAAACCCAAAACUUGGGCGACCAUAAGCGAGAAGGGUAACGAUUUUCCGGGGUGGCCUUGGCUUGUUGGAGGAGUCUCUUUCUUCCUCGUUGCUUCUGCCAUCGGGGUUGCCAUUUUCGCUGUACAUCUGCAGAGGAAACACACACAACAAGCACGGGGAGAACGUACAGCGGAUUUGCAGGCAGGCGGGGCGGAAGCAGGGGCGAACGAGAGCGAGGGGGUUUCUAAGGCUGUCCCGGACAGUUUGGAGAAUUCGGGGGAGAUAACCGGGCCCCAGGCGUUUCUGUGGGCGGUGCAGGAAACCGGGGGUCCGGGUUUGGACCAAAUCGGCCAGAAAACGGGAGGGGUAAGGCGGAACCGGACAACGGGGAAGAACUCCCCGAGACUGCUGUCGAUGGCCGUCCAGAAAUUGCGGGAGAAGAACCUGGAAGCGGCGAAGAAGGGUAGCAAACAAAGCGGAGAGGAUGGCAGAACGGAGGUGUUUGUCGAGGGCAAGAAUCAAGCAGGGGACGCAACCAGGGAGAUGAACAGAACAAGGGAAGACCCGGUUGAAGGUGAACCGAGAAAGGAAGGCCGGCCGGUGAAACACGAAGCCGAAGAGACGGAAGUUGUAAAAGGGGCUGUCACGGAAGGUGCAGAUACGUCUACCGUUCGGAACGGCGCCACUCUGAGAACAGAGAAAGAAGACGACACCUCGGACGGGACCAAAACCGUCAGGGAUUCGGAAAACAAUGAGGGAGAAAAUCAGGUGGCUGGACGGAGAAGAGAAAGCAACUUGCCGGUUCUUUCUGGUGACGAAGCCGCCAGCGUUCCUUCCCCGCAGGGGGGCCAUGGCAGCGCUCUAUGGUCCCCCCUGACGUUCAGCGUUCCGAGCGCCUUCGCGGAAAGGCCCCCAUCUCGGAAGCGGCGCUCCCUGAAGGGGGAUCCCCCAAAAUCUCGAACUCCCAAGUCCCGGAAAGCAAGCAUCUUCGCUCCCAAAAAAGCAAACGAGCCGAAACGGACCAAGCAGACGGAUAGAGAGCUUUGGUCGCCUGUGCGCUUCGUGUCUCCACCAAUCGCAAAACCGGGCAAGAUCAGAAGAACCGAGGGCGCGGAAACGGGCGAAAAGGGGAAGUUUCCGCCGGAAACGGAAACGCGGAGAGCCCUUACGUUCCGACCAACGCCCCUGGAUAUCCCGGGGGCGACCGGGCCCCUCAAGCAGAGCGCGCUGUGGUCGCCGGUGAAGACGUUUGGCACCGCUCAACCGGUUGACGUGCUUAACGUUUCUGAGAACCGGGCAGUAGCCAGGGGUCCGGGGGUUGCUGUACUGGCAGGGGGAAAGGAGAAUGCGCUCGGGGCGAGAAAGCUUCAGCCGACUCGAUUUAAGAGCGCAGCAAAGGAGACCAUCCCUUUGAGUAAGGAAAUAUCUGUCAAAGCAGAAGAGAAGGAAGAACAUUUGACGGAGGGGGCGAGCGACUUGGCGACACCUUCGGGGAGUGGCCCCUCUCUCUGGUCGCCGACUUUCAACGAACUGAUGGAAACGGAGGCGACUCCCGAGGCAAUGGCGGCCAAGUCAGAUUCCGGCGGCCCCGUGAAGGAGCUCGAGCAAGCGCCACGUGGCGUCAAAAGAAUGGCCGGGCGGGCCACGCUGUCUUCGACUAGCGGGGCGGAGAUCGCGGCGCUGCUGCAGGAACUAGAGCGGCGGACGGCCGGCCAGGCGGGGCCCUUGCAUACGCUAUCCCCGUACACGGCUUAUGAGAAGCUGGUGGCGGAGGAGAGGAAGAAGAAGAGGAGCGAUAACCGGGCGCGGUUUUUGUCCCUGGGGGGAGACGAGAUGCUGGGCGCAGAUGUCGUGAGUCCGUCGGAGUUGGACUCGCCGCAGGGGGUGACCAUGAGCUAUGACGUCGCGCAGGGGGACGACGACGUCACUCUCUCUGCGUUUGUCGAGGUCUGA